GUGUGCAACGACGUCUCUCGUGUUCGAUUCGGUUAUAACUAUGCGUACGGUCCAAGUUGCUGCGGCUUUCCUAGCGAUCUACAGGGUUUCGGGCUUCGUCAUUCCGGCAUCACUUCAAUCAAGACCCGCUGCUAGAAUUCCAACAUCAUCGCAGCCUGCGACGCAUGUUGAACAUGUACGCAGGCAGCAACCGUUCGAGGCUCGCCACGCGCCAGUUUCGAUGGCACCCCGGGGUGGCAGAGGAGAGGAGGAGGUGGACGAUGCCGAGGAGAAGGGCGGAAUAGAGCCUAAGUACCUCGCUGCGAUCGGAGUGGUCUUGUUCGCGGCGCUGUACGACUUGUUCGUCACCCACGAGGGUAGGCUGUGGGAGCUCUAGAACAUCCACUUGCUUCAGCUUAUUACUGGGCGAACCCAUAAUAGCGGGCAGUAGACGGACACUGAUCACUCACUACAAAUGUGCACUUGACGGGCACGGCGGCCUGGUGCUUGGGGUAUGCUUUUGUGAAGCUGACGGAAAAAAAAGCCGUUUGUGUAGCCAAAGCACGAGGGUGCUCUCCCCUAGCUUGUUGGAGCAUUGUCUAGGCCAACGAGCGGCAGAAAGCGUUUAGUGCGCACCAAAUGUGCAAAGCGGGAAGUUGAUCGACGUGUGUUGCCUGUGUGAUGGUGACCGAGCGAGAUUUGCAACUGAUGGUGUCGAGGGUUUACUAGGGCAUUGGGUGCUUGAGGCUGCAGCUGUGGGGUAUGGACCAAUAGCAGUUUAUGUCAACGUAAGUUUUUGGCGAGCACCGAUGUUCUUGAUACUAAUUGUUGCGCACGGAAGUACUCGUUUUCAGGUUCGGUAGCAUGAUUCCGUGCACGAUCGAUUGCGGUCUUCCUAGUUCUUGUUCGUACUGAGAGUGGUUGUACAACCGUCAAUGUAGCAAGACCAGGAUUGGAGCACCCUCUUCUGGCCCGCUGAAAAUCGUUGCUUGCGCCAGCAGUUCUUGACUUAUCAGGCGUCCGGUGCCGUCGCUCUCGGAGUGUCACUCGACAAAGCGGUUUCGCAUCGCACAUUACACCGUACU
This is a messenger RNA of Ectocarpus sp. CCAP 1310/34, 1064 nucleotides long. The record is from the annotation of a GenBank genome assembly. NCBI's taxonomy places the organism in Eukaryota, Phaeophyceae, Ectocarpales, Ectocarpaceae.